AUAUUGCAGAAGGGCAGAUUGCAGACAAGAUCGGUUUUGCGCUGCAAGUGUGCAUGCCUCUCUCUCUCUCUCUCGCACAUCACGCCGCCAUAUAUAGGUUUGAUUUGUCUUGCAAUGGAGGCCAACAUUAAAUGAGAAGGUAUAUCGAGUGAUAUCCAAAUCCAAUUUCCAUUAUUACGCUGAUUUUACAUCUUACUAAGGGAGACAAACUCUCUCUCUACGGCCUCAUCGACACCGCCUCUUCGCUUCCCACCAAGCUAAACUCCCCAGUCUCUCCGUGCUUCGCUUUUCCGCUUUCACUUCUGGGUUCUGUUGACCUUAUUCUCAGUUCUUCGGCACUCUUUAGCCGCAAGAGGGGAAAUUGUUUGCUUCUGCAGGAUUUGUAUUUAUAAGCAUCUUUCAAAUUCUCUGGAGAUCAAUUUCGUCCUUUGCCUUGUAAGUCGUCUUCUUCUUUUUCUCUGUAUCAUGUGCCAGAAUCCACCUCUUUCAAUGGCUUCCCCAGGGCUAAAAUCUAACCCUUGCUCCAAACGUUUGAACCCCCACGCCACACCUUUUAUCAAACCAUUAUCGCCAACAAAGAUUGAGCUCGUGCUACCGUUGAAGCACUUUCUUCUUCAUAACCAUUCACAAGCCGCGGCUCAGCCUAUGCCUUUGGUUGCUCAUGGUGGGAUUUGCUCCCCAGACUGUGUGCCCACGCCAGCUUGGGAAUACUCAGCACCAGCAACAAUGGUGUACUAUAACUCAAAUAAGCAGCCCUUCGUAGCGAACACGAUGCCGUUCUAUGCUGGGCAUGUGGACAGAUCGGUUAGCUACAACACAAAUGCGCAGCCAGUAGCGGCUAACCCGAGCUCAUACUACUCUAUCAUUGAGCAUCAGAAGGGAUUUGCUGACGCGAUAAUGGAAGAGACGGUUAAGGGUAUGCGCGAUUUUGGGUUUUUUGGCUGUGGAGAGAAGAGAGCAGAAAAUAGGUAUUCGCCCAGGCAUUUAGCAUCGAGGAUGAGUUCAAAGAAAAGAGAUAGUAGGGACUUUUGUGCGGAGAGAUUAUGGGUACCAAAGAAGCCCUCAUUGGACAAUAAGAGUGGCGGUGCUGGCAUCGGAAGCAAGUUAGAUGAGAAGGUUGAUGGUGGUGAUGGAGUUCUAUCUUCUUCUUUAUCUGAUAAUGAAAUUGAACUUGAUGGAAAAACCAGUUUAAUGAUCAGAAAUAUUCCAAACCAGCUUGGAAGGCACGAUCUGCUGCGCAUACUGGACAAGCAUUGCCUGGAAGAAAACAGAAAGGCCAAGUUGCAGUCUGACCCUUUGAAGUCUGAGUACGAUUUCCUUUAUUUGCCUAUGGACUUCAGGAAUCGAGCGAACUACGGCUAUGCAUUUGUGAAUUUCACAAGCGUAGUUGCAGCUUCGAGGUUUUGCAAGUCUUUCCACAAGUAUAAAUGGGAAGUUUCUGUCAACAAGAAAACAUGUGAAAUCUCCUGUGCAGUAAUACAGGGCAAAGAAGCCCUCAAGAACCAAUUCAAGAACUCCAUAUUCCAUUGUCACACAAAUGGUUAUUUGCCAGUGGUUCUUUCUCCUCCACGCGACGGUUUGGUUCGCUCUAAACCUAUUCUUGUUGGUAGGCGUGGGGUUGGGGCAUUGCCGCCGAUAAGAGCUGACGGCCAACCAAAAGAAGCAUUGAAUAAAUAAACCUCCUCCUAGGCCUCUUUCAACACCUCCCGUCGUAUCGGCCCUCCCCGCCGUUCUUCCUUUUCUUUCUCACUAUUCUCUCUCCCCCCUCUCAACAUACAUAUGUUGUGUCAUUGUCCCAGAUAAGUAUCUGUUAGCUAACUACAGGCUAAGGAUCAUUUGUGCAGAGUAGUCGGUUAGGAAUGACCUGUGUUUGCGUUCUCCCCAGAUAGGUGAUGGAGUCUGAGUUAGGGGGUGCUACAUAGCCCAUAUUCUGGGUUGAAAUGGAUACAUGGGUUUUCUCCAUAGGAGGGGUUUGUGUGCUUUAGUCGCUCUGCCUUUUGUGUUUGAGAAUCCUGUGUUUUCAUUCUCUCCCUAGUUGUGAGCACAAAUUUGGUGCCAAAAUCUGGGUGAAUUGGAAACACUAGAUUGGCGUUUUGUGCUUGUCUUGUCGAAGGGAUAGCUCUACUAAAAACACCAUCUUAUUUGGAUGCUUCAAACUUGUACCUAUUAAAUGUUGUGAGAUAUAUGAUGGAAUGGUAUCUAAA
Molecule: messenger RNA, 2204 nt
Organism: Hevea brasiliensis (rubber tree)
Lineage: Eukaryota; Viridiplantae; Streptophyta; Magnoliopsida; Malpighiales; Euphorbiaceae
Exons: 4
Coding region: 466-1677 (403 amino acids)
Molecular function (GO): nucleic acid binding
Source: RefSeq, a predicted model, not a curated record